This is a messenger RNA of Xenia sp. Carnegie-2017, 3876 nucleotides long. RefSeq lists its product as uncharacterized. Gene Ontology annotation, molecular function: protein binding. The transcript has 6 exons. The coding region runs from base 298 to 3615 and encodes 1105 amino acids. NCBI's taxonomy places the organism in Eukaryota, Metazoa, Cnidaria, Anthozoa, Malacalcyonacea, Xeniidae. The record is from RefSeq and is a predicted model, not a curated record.
AGAAACGACGCUUUCUCAAGUUGAGUUGGGCCAGAAACGACGCUCUGUAUACUACUAAAACACGGAUUUAUAUUUUGGUUCUGACACUGAAGUCAUUCAAUUGUGUUAAACCACGUCAACUUUAGGGGAAAGAUAGAAUUACUCUUGAGGAAGUAAAUGAUCAUGAUUGCAAAGAUUUUUUAUCUCCUUCAAUAAAAAGACAGUGUUGAAAAAGAAUUUUGGACAAUAUGUCUUGAAAUGAUACAGUGGUCUUGACUAUGUUACUUCAGUUGGUUAUCAGUCGGAAUCGAUUUUGAAAUGAUGACUGCUUCAGAGAGCUCAGAAGACAAAGCAAAUGCGUUUAAGUUGAUGAGAUUAAUUGUUGAUCUUGGUGGUGAGGCUUUGCGAAUCACAUUGAAAAAACAACUGUCAGGUAUUGAUUUAUGUCAUAUCUUAAAAACAAAUAAGGCAAAACUUUCGAAAUUAAAGAAUAAACAAAUUGGUCAAGAACAGUGGGAUUUACUUUAUCCUAGUCCUCCAACAUUGCCAAAUGAAAAUGAUUUUGACAUUACUUUACUUUGUAUUCUCCUGCGCAAUAUUUGCAAUUUAAAACCACCGCGUGAUUCAAUUUGGAACAACAUUCCUAAUCCUACUGAUCAUUCAACUGAAGCAGAUAUUACCCGUAUCAGGUUAUUUCGCAAUGAUCGUUUCGCUCACUUACCUAAAACUUCAGUAAGCUUUGAUGACUUUCAAUGUUUUUGGGUGGAAGUAAGCGAACCAUUAGUUCGCUUAGGAAUAACUCAGGGAGAAAUAGAUCAAUUGAAGAAUGUGGAAGAUGUUUUGUCGAAAAAACUUGUGAGUUUAGACUUCGAGAGUGAAAUUACGCAUCACUAUGAACAAUUUUUAGAAGGAACGCGGGAAUGGGUUUUUGAUGAGUUUUUAGCUUGGUUCGAUUGCGAUACAUCCAGAAAUCGUGCAUUUGUUAUUUCCGCUGCUGCCGGCAUGGGUAAAUCUGUAAUUGCAGCUACCUUAUGUAAACGUUAUCCUCAAUAUUUGAAUGCUGUUCAUUUUUUUGAACACAAAAACAGCCGUUUUAAUGAAGCCAAAGUACUUCUUCAAUCUUUAGCCUUUCAAAUUGCUCAUACUUUUCCUGCUUACAAACAACUUCUUGAACAAAAAGUUUCUGGAAAACUCUCAGAGCCUUUGGAUGAAAUAAACAUGGAAGGAUUAUUUACCUUGCUUUUUACUGAGUUGUUUUCUAAAAUCGUUGAACUUCCCAAGCGAAUUCUCAUUGUGCUGGAUGCUUUGGAUAAAAUGUGUCAUUCCGAAAGAGAUGGCCUUACUAAUUUGAUUGCUAAUCACUUACACAAACUUCCGCCUUGCUUUCGCUUUGUAAUUACAACAAGUCCUAACGAAACCUGUUUAAGCAAGCUCCAAAAAUUAAAUCCACUGUUUAUUAAUUGCCGUGAUGAUCGUAACUUAAAUGACAUCAAAUUAUUGAUCGAUGAAAGAAUUGGCUCUACUGACAGCCUUAUGCAUUUAAAAAAUGAUUUAAUAAAGAAAGCUGACGGACUUAUGUUGCUUGCAUCUCUUCUCUGUAAGGAAGUCAAAAGUCAAGGUUUUUUGAGUGCAUCCAUACCGAAAGAUCUAAAUGAUCAUUAUGAAAACUGCUUAAAAAGAUUAAUUAGUGAAUUAAAAACAUUUAAAAUCAGUAAAGAAAAAUUUCAGUCAUUUCUAAAUGCUUUAGUUGUUGCCAAAGAACCACUUCCGUUCGAUAUAAUUGAGAAUAAGCUUUGCUUGAAACGCUCAUUAGCUAAAUUUAGAAGAAUUAUAUCAUGCUUGUUUGUUAUCGAAGCAAAUGGAUGCGUUUCGUUUUUUCACAAAUCUUUAAAUGAUUGGUUGGUCGAUGAUAUUAAACAUAAUUACUCAGUUGAUAGAGAUGAUGGUAAUUCGCUUAUUUUAGAAUUUUGUUUGAAAACACUCGAUGAACUUAAAGCUACCGGCGUUGACUAUGUCAUAAUUAAGCGUGCAUCAGUUAAGUACUCAGUUAAGUAUUGGUUGUCUCAUAUGCUUACAAUUAUCAAUAAUGAUAAUGUUGUUGAAAAUGUUAGUAAAUAUCUUGUUGACUUAGAAAUUUUAGUUGCCACUUUGUUUGUUGAUAAAGAUCGUAUUUUGGAAAACUUCAACUUAAUUGUCACCCAUGACGUAUACUUUCAUCUUUCUGAGGCCACUCGAUUGUUAUUUAAUGAUCUUUAUUGCCUUAGUACGUUGCUUUUCGGUAAAUUUGCGGUGGUUAUGAAUGAUAUAACAACUUUUUUGCAGCAUGUUGUCAACGAAAUCACCGAUCUUGCGCCCCAAGCUCUCAUAAUGCUCGAAACACGUUUUAAAGAAUCCCAUUAUCUAGAACGCUUCAACAUGGGUGUAGUCAACGCUCAACUUUUACGUUUAGGUAAAAAUUUGAUUUCGGUUGAUGUUUCGCAAAAUCAUGAUUAUAUCGUUUGCGGUUAUGAAGAAUUCAUCGUGCAACUUUUUUCACUGAGAAAAAACAGGUGUUUAUGGAUAAAAAAUAUCGUUACUCAGUUAAAACACUUAAAACGGGAAGAAUUUUGCGUUGUCUUUCAUCCUUUCAAAGAUUUGAUUUUUGCUUCCCAACUUGAUAUGGUACUAGAUAUAAAUGGUAGAAUUUCCUCCAGUCCGUUCCAUUGCGAUGAUACUACGUUAAAGUUCUUCACUAACAAAUGUUUUUCGAAGGAUAAGUACACAAUGGUCACUAGUUACAAAGAUACUUUGACAGUAUGGGAAGUUGAGAAAGGUGACUUUAUUGUCAAGAAAUGUCUUUUUCAAGACAUGGUUGCUGUGGAAAAUGGAGUCAUUUUGCUCACGGAAAAAAAUUAUCCAGAGUUAUGGAAUUAUGAUUUGACAAAACUUCUCCGUAGUUUUGAUGAACUAAAAAAUACAAACAAAAUAUUUGACGUAAGUGAUGAAUUAAUUGCUUGUAAAAGAACUAACUCUGUUGUUUUUUUUAAAAUAGAGAACAAGCGAAAAGAAAUGACAGUAAAUUUUGAAAGUUAUCAAAAUGUUCACGUACUUGCAUGUAGUUCUAAGUAUCAUGUGUUUGCUAAAACUAGGUUUGGAAGUAAAAUAACUUACAAAAUGUGGCAUGAAGACAAAUUAGUUGAAGGUUGGAGUUACAUCAUUCAGAAGGAAUACAUGACAACCAAAGAAGAUCUAGCACAAGGUAGUUGUUUUUAUGAAGAUUUCGCAGGUGAAAAUAGGUGGCAGACUACCAGCAUCGAUAACGCUGUGUUUUCACCAUCAGCAGAUAAAUUAUUAAUAAGUUACAAAUGUAUGUAUAUGAAAGUAUUUGACGUUGAAAACAUACAAGUUAUUUUCAGUUUAACUAAGUUUUUAUCUUUUUCUAAGUUUGUCUUUUUGGACGAUAGAUUUAUAAUUACGGAUCACUUUACAUUGAUUGACUUGAAAAAGUGUUUUGAGAUUAAAGAAUUACAUUUCCUGCAUAUGCACGAACGUCCUAGAGUUUUACAUUUCAGCCGCAAACGCAAACUUGUUUUUACCGUCUUUUCUGGCUUACAAGUCCUGGUGAAUUGCGUGAGAAUCAUCUCACCUCGCGAAUAAAACUUAAUUUUAUUACAAAACAUGUAUAAUGAUGUAUCUCAACUUUAUUAUGCAUAGCUACUUGCAUAGCUCAAUGAUUGUUUAUAAUAUGAUAAAAGAUUGGGAACCACACCUAUUAUAGUUUUGCCAAUAGUAAGUUUCUUGUGACCCCAUAAUUUUCAUUGCCGGAAAAACAGGCUCAACAACCAGGUCACUACACUUUUAGAAUUGUAUGAAUAUAUACCAAUUUUUUAUGGUUAAUUUGCUUAAGAGUUUUGUUUC